This is a messenger RNA of Mesocestoides corti, 792 nucleotides long. The record is from the annotation of a GenBank genome assembly. Lineage: Eukaryota; Metazoa; Platyhelminthes; Cestoda; Cyclophyllidea; Mesocestoididae.
AUGUACAUUCGCAUGCCUGUUGCACCGAAAAUACUGAUUGAGUUUGCCCCCUACGGAAAUUUACGAGACUUUCUAGUUAAACGUAGGCCUGGAGCAGUAAGGGACGUGGAGGAGCUGCCCUUACCACACCUGCGUGCGUCGCAUCUCAUUGAUUUCGGGCAGCAAGUUGCAAAUGGAAUGGACUAUAUUUCAAGACAACAUCGCAGAACACGGAUUGAUGCUUUUCAGUUUGUUCAUCGUGACCUCGCAGCACGAAACGUCCUUGUCGGAUCUAACUUUGAAGCUAAAAUAGCUGAUUUUGGGCUAGCGAGGAAGGCUCGCGACUGCUUUUGUGAUCAAAAUGAAGGUCCAAUGCCAGUAAGGUGGAUGGCUCCGGAAUCAAUAUCCCACCGUUGCUACACAAGGAAGAGUGACGUGUGGUCGUUCGGGGUUCUUCUAUGGGAAAUAUUCACUUUUGGUGGAUUUCCAUACCCAGCUUUCACGGAGGAUUCACUCCUAAGGGCAAUUCAGGCAGGGAUCCGAAAUCGUCAACCCCGAGCCUGCCCUGCCUCUGUCUACGAGUUAAUGCUUUCAUGCUGGUUCCUCGACCCCCUUCACAGACCAACGUUCAAGCAGAUCAUUGAUUUUUUGAGUCAAUCGUACGACAGAGCGAUUCGGUUCUCUUCAGAUAAUGAACUGGUGCCGGAGCCGCGCGAUGAAGGUGCGACUUCAGAAAGUGUGGAGUAUCAUGAGGAUAGUGGGACAAUUGACUUAUCAAAGUAUUGCUACGUGGAUCAAGGAACAUAUAUUUGA